AUGCCGCCCGAUAGUAUUACUGUGAAUAAAAAACGGGCUCCUUUCUCCUCCCUGCCCACCGAACUUCACGAACACAUCCUUUCCUUCCUCCCCUUCGACACCCUCUUCCUCGCUAGUAAAGCCCUUCCCCUCUGGCACAGCAUAUUCACCACCCGCUUCCUAACGAGUACCGAAUACACCCCACCAUGCAACUACAACAUCCCAGGCACGCACCAAAUCUUCUACGGCCAAAAUUCCGACUUCACCUGUCUCGUUCAAAAGGGUAUAAUCCACAAGAUCUAUUUAAACUACGACACAGGAUUCAAACUCGACAUAACAAACGAUCCAAUCCUCAAUUCUAAAUUCUUCCGAUCAGCUGAAGAUAGAGAUGUAAUAUACCCUUGUGUCUCCAUUGUUCCUGAUCCAACCCGCAGAAGACGUACUCGUCGUAAGACGAACCCGUAUAUCCUACCUAAGGAAAAGGAGCUGGGAUAUUACCAGAUUAGUCCUACGGUUUACCAUUUAGACGAGAUUUCUACAAGGGAUACAAUAAAGCGGGUUGCGGAGGCAUUGGCCCGUGGACACCGUUGGGAACUUCCGCAGGGGCUUUCGAUGAAGAGAUAUUGGAUGGAAAUUGGACCCGGGGUAAGGAAUCGACGGGGUCUGCCUUACAGACAGGGGUUGGAGGCGUUUUUUCGGGGUGAAGUUAAAGGGGAAUUAAUUGUUUGA
Messenger RNA from Orbilia oligospora ATCC 24927, 708 nucleotides. RefSeq lists its product as uncharacterized. NCBI's taxonomy places the organism in Eukaryota, Fungi, Ascomycota, Orbiliomycetes, Orbiliales, Orbiliaceae. The coding region runs from base 1 to 708 and encodes 235 amino acids. Gene Ontology annotation, molecular function: protein binding. The transcript has a single exon. The record is from RefSeq and is a predicted model, not a curated record.